AUGUGGGGCAGCAGACUCCGUCUAGCAUCGCUACGAAAUGCUCCCUCUCAACGCGCUUUAUCAUCCUUAAGAAGCAGAACUUCCCCUAGGAGUUCUCGCAUGCUCAAAUCACAGCGAAUUCAACCCGCCAAAAACAUCCCCGAAACACCCAAAAGGCCUGAAGUACCAGAUGAAAGCGAACAAACAAGUCCCCAACCUCAGGAUGGUCCCAAUCCCAAUUAUGAUCCGUCAAAAAACACUCUUCUCUCCCCUGUGCAUAUGCCAGAGGAUCCAAAUGGGGUGCUCAAAGAAAAUCACCCCGCGGCACGCAUAUUGGCAAACUCUGGAUUAGUAGUUCAGCGUCAACUGGAGAUGAUGAACCUGAUGGUUGGUUUCGAACAAGCAAAUAAAUACGUUAUAAUGGAUGCACAAGGCAACCAUGUGGGAUACAUGGCAGAACAAGAGAAGGGCAUGACCAAUACGAUUUCACGUCAAAUGUUUCGCACCCACCGAAGCUUUGUGACGCAUGUUUUCGACCGACAUGAGAAUGAAGUCUUGCGAUUCCAUCGUCCGUUCUCCUGGAUUAACUCUCGAAUUAAAAUCUAUGAUCCUCUUGAUGUCACCACAAGCGCCAAUACCUCCUCCACUGCCCUUCAGAACACCACACCAGGAUCUCUUGUCUCAGCCAACGAGACCUUGAACCCGCGCAUCUCACCACUCAGCUUGGAUGAGAUGCGGAUCAUUGGUGAAUCUCAACAAGAGUGGGCGCCGCUACGCCGGAAAUAUAAUCUCUUCACUUAUCACCAGUCUCCGAAUCCAGCGGUAGACAUGGGUGCCCAGAAAUUUUCGCUUUCUGGGUCAGAUCUGUCAAAAUCCCAACAAAUGCAACUAGCACAAAAGCCUGGGUUAGGACAGGGCGAAUUCAACCAGUUUGCAUAUGUCGAUGCGCCAUUCCUAUCUUUGGACUUCGAUCUACUGUCUGCGGAAAAUCGAUUAGUUGGGUCUGUGAACCGUAACUUUGGUGGUUUUGCCCGAGAGAUUUUUACAGAUACGGGUGUCUAUGCCUUGCGCAUGGAUUCUGCUGGGGCUGGAACUGAGGCGUUACCUACCGGAGGAUCGCCUAUUGAUGUGGCAAACCCCACAGGCAUGACACUUGACCAGCGUGCGGUUGUGCUAGCCACUGCCGUGACGAUCGAUUUCGAUUAUUUCAGCCGUCACAGCCAUAGUGGCGGCUUCGGUUUCAUGCCCUUGUGGUUCCCUGGCAUGGGAGGGGAAGCUGCCGCUGGUGGUGCAGUUGGUGGCGCCGCGGCCGGUGAAGCCGGAGCAGCUGGAGCAGCUGGAGCCAUUGGCGAGGCCGCAACAGGCGCUGUGGGCCGAGUCGGUGCUGCAGGUGGAUUAGCUGAAGGUAUGGCCACAGGCGCAACCGGCGCUGGUGCAAUGGCUGGAUAUGAAGCCAUGCAACGUGGCAUGUCGGGCGAACAAAGCAGCCAGGCGUCACCGAAUGAACAAUCCGAUUUUCCUCCAUAUGAACAGCAGGCACAACAACCGCCCGAUGGUUCUCAAGAUCCAUGGGCUGAAAACCACCAAGAAGACGUCUGGAAAGAUGACCCUUGGGAUGAUUCCGGAGACUCUGGAGGCUCUGGAGACGGAGGGAGCAUCUUUGAUUGGUUCGACAGUUAA
Penicillium longicatenatum is the source of this 1659-nucleotide messenger RNA. Its product is annotated as scramblase family protein. Gene Ontology annotation, molecular function: phospholipid scramblase activity. The record is from RefSeq and is a predicted model, not a curated record. Gene Ontology annotation, cellular component: plasma membrane. Lineage: Eukaryota; Fungi; Ascomycota; Eurotiomycetes; Eurotiales; Aspergillaceae. Bases 1 to 1659 code for a protein of 552 amino acids. The transcript is spliced from 3 exons. Gene Ontology annotation, biological process: plasma membrane phospholipid scrambling.